This is a messenger RNA of Gryllus bimaculatus (two-spotted cricket), 2246 nucleotides long. NCBI's taxonomy places the organism in Eukaryota, Metazoa, Arthropoda, Insecta, Orthoptera, Gryllidae. The record is from the annotation of a GenBank genome assembly.
AACCGUGAAAAUUCAAUAUGGCGCUGUGCACGGUUUAGUGAUGUUAGUUAACUCCAAGGAAAUGAAGUGCUUCUGAACGAGAACUAUAAAUAUCACGUAUUUUCAUUAACGAUAUUCAUAUAUGUACAGGUCUUUUGUGUUAAGUUUAUUAUCAAUAUUUGAAAAUGUGCUUCAAUUGAGAGUGACAUAACCUCACUCACUUUUAUAGUUCUUCCAUUUAAUUACUCUCUCUGUUUACCGGUUAUAAUACACAACCAUGAAACUCAAUCGCCUAUUAUUUAACGUAGCAACAGCUUCCAUUAAGCGUGAAUGUAGUGUUAAUAGAACUAAUAAGUUGUCAUUACUUCAGUCAAAAAGAUACAACAUGUCAGAUGCAUAUUGCCCGGAGGCUAUGGGCAAAGAUAUUUAUGAUGUAAUUGUAGUUGGAGGUGGUCAUGCUGGAACAGAAGCAUCUGCAGCUGCUGCACGUAUGGGAUGUAAUACAUUACUUGUCACUCACAAAAAAGAAACAGUUGGAGAAAUGUCAUGUAAUCCAUCUUUUGGAGGAAUUGGGAAAGGGCAUUUAAUGAAAGAAAUUGAUGCCCUGGAUGGUGUGUGUGGAAGAAUAUGUGAUAAAUCUGGCAUUCAGUACAAAAUUCUAAAUAAACGUAAAGGACCUGCAGUCUGGGGUCCUCGUGCACAAAUAGACAGGAAACUUUAUAAAUUACACCUUCAGCAAGAAUUGUUUUCAACACCAAAUCUACAAAUUGAAGAAGCUUCAGUUGAAGAUCUCAUUAUAGAAGACAUAGGGAUUGAUGGUGACAUUAGUAGUACUCAGUCGUGUUGCGGAAUAAUUUUGAGUGAUGGAAAAUUAGUUUUGGGUAAAACAGUUGUGCUGACUACAGGAACAUUCCUGAAAGGUCAAAUUAACAUUGGUUUAGAAAUAAUUCCUGCUGGGCGCAUAGGAGAUGCACCUGCUAUUGGUCUUGCCACAACUUUGGAACAUCUUGGAUAUCGAAUAGGACGUCUUAAAACAGGAACACCACCACGUUUAGAUGGUAGGACAAUUAAUUUUCAAAACUUGAUGAAACAAUAUGGAGAUAAUCCUCCUCAACCGUUUUCUUUCAUGAACAAUGAAGUGUGGAUUAAGUUUUUAUGCAUAUUACAAAAAUUCUAUAUUUCACGUAUAAACUACAGAUUUGGAGGAAGAGCACAUCAGAUAUGGCUGGAACCUGAAACUCUGGACGGUGAUGUUGUAUAUCCUAAUGGCCUUUCUUGUACAUUGCCAGAAGAGCUGCAAAUCAAACUGGUACAUCAGAUUGCAGGACUUGAAAAUGCCAAAGUAAUAAGACCAGGUUAUGGUGUCGAGUAUGAUUAUGUUGAUCCAAGAGAACUGAAAUACACAUUAGAAACUAAACGUGUUCAAAAUUUAUUUUUUGCGGGCCAGAUAAAUGGCACUACUGGAUAUGAGGAAGCUGCUGCACAAGGAAUUGUUGCUGGCAUUAAUGCUGCUGCAAAGGUAUCUGGAAGGCCUGAAUUCGUGAUCAGCCGUACCGAAGGUUACAUAGGUGUUCUAAUUGAUGAUCUGACAACUCAAGGUACAAACGAACCAUAUCGAAUGUUCACAAGCAGAGCUGAAUUUAGAUUGUCCCUUCGACCAGAUAAUGCGGAUAUAAGACUUACCGAAAAAGGAUAUAAUAUUGGUUGUGUAUCGCAAGAGAGAUAUGACAGAAUGUUCCAAAUGAAGAUGAUGAUACAAGAAAUUAUACAGCUUCUGAAAGACAUCAAGAUGCCUGUCUCACGAUGGAGAGAGAACUUAGAUAUCCCACCCUGCAAAUCAACAAUGCAGAAAAGUGCUUUUGAUAUGUUGUCAAUGCCGCAAUUUCCAAUUGGUUUGGAAGAGCUUGUGAAAGCUCUACCAAAAAACUAUGUUCAUUUACCGGAGAGUCAUGAACUGAGAUGGCGUGUAAAAGUAGAAGCUGUAUAUGAGGCCGCUGCUGCAGAACAGGAAGAAGAAGUAGCCCAAGUCCAACGUGAUGAAUCUUUACUUAUUCCUGAUAACAUUGAUUACACUGCGAGGACAUUAAAUAUAUCAUUUGAAGAGCAAGAGAAGUUGAUUGCAGCUCGGCCACAAACCAUUGCUGCUGCAAGUAGAAUCUCGGGUGUGACACCAUCAACGGUAGUAAGACUUCUUCAUUAUGUAAAAAAAAGAAGUAUAGCAUGUUAGAUUGUAAUUGUAAAUAAAUUUUGUUUUUUUCUCAUACAAA